This is a messenger RNA of Paramacrobiotus metropolitanus, 1076 nucleotides long. RefSeq lists its product as uncharacterized. NCBI's taxonomy places the organism in Eukaryota, Metazoa, Tardigrada, Eutardigrada, Parachela, Macrobiotidae. The record is from RefSeq and is a predicted model, not a curated record. Gene Ontology annotation, molecular function: nucleic acid binding. The coding region runs from base 1 to 1065 and encodes 354 amino acids. The transcript has 2 exons.
AUGGACCCUGUUGCCGACCUGGUACAUGCCAGUGGAUUGUCUAUUCGGAAAAUUGUGGAAAAAUUAUCUGAGCUUGGGAGACCGCUCAGUAAGAGUACAGUUGAACGGAUUAUAAAGAAACAUCAGUUGGUGUUGAGUGGAAGCCCACCGGAGACGCGUAAAUUGCCUGCGCAGAACAAGCCUACAGUAUGCAUUCCGAAGAUCAUCCGCAAAGUGGAAAAAUUAAUAGAUUCUCCGAAUCCCCCGUCUAUUCGAGAGAUCGCCCGACGUUUACGAAUCUCUCAUGUAUCCGUGAAAAAAAUUUUGGUGAAGAAUCUGGAAGCGAAGUUGACGAAAAAUAAGAAGGUCCACGCGCUAUCGGCGACCCAAGCUGUACAACGGGCCCAUCGCGCCAAGACGUUUUUGAGGUAUUUAUCGCGACGAAAACUGAAAUUUCUUUUAACAAUGGACGAGAUGUGGAUUACUACUGAUGAUUUAUCCGGGCAGACAGACUUCUACUACAAGCGCAAAAAUGUUGUCGUUCCUGAAAGUUGGCAAAAGCUGCCACGCAAAAACUGGCCCAAAAAAGUGAUGCUCGCGAUGGGGAUCUCUUGGCGCGGUCAAACCGCAAUGUACGUCGUUCCCCCUGAGACCAAAGUUGAUCACAAGGUAUUUAUCGACCUCGUCCUGAAGCCAAUGAUCCGAAAAGACGUACCGCGGCUACACGGAUCGGACGCCAAGAAAGUUGUCCUGCACAUGGACAGUGCCCCUUCCCAUGUGGCCAAAGAAACUGUCCAGUGGCUGAAAGCAGAGAAAGUGAAGUACAUUCCGAAAGAAGAAUGGCUGGCGAAUUCCCCAGAUGCUGCGCCGAUGGACUACGCGGUCAACUCGAUUUUUAAGCGAAUUUUGAAGUGCUGCGACGCGCGCGAUCACAGGCAACUGGCACGUGUCGCGCGCCGCAAGUGGAAGACCUUUUCAAUUGUUAAAAUUCGAAAUGCACUCAGAUCGUGGAAAUCCCGUAUUCGUUGUGUAAUCAAAGCUAACGGCUAUCAGUACGAGCAUAUUUGGAAACAAAAUUGUAAUUAGCUAAAUUACAA